UUGAUGCUUCGCAGUCAUAGACAACAUGGCAGCGUCCAGUGUUUUUAAAGCAGGUCUUUUCAAUCACAAAGUCGCAGUCGUGACGGGUGGCGGCACUGGCAUUGGAAAAGCCAUCACUUCUGAGCUCUUACAGUUAGGAUGCAGUGUGGUCAUAUCGUCCAGGAAGCUGGAGCGUCUGAAGUCAGCAGCGGAAGAGCUGACACUGAAAAUCCCUCCAUCCAGUCCAGCUAAAGUCACCCCUAUAGAGUGCAACAUCCGCAAUGAAGACGAGGUGAAGAAUCUGAUGGCCUCCACACUGAAACUUCACGGGAGGAUCGACUUUUUGGUGAAUAAUGGAGGUGGCCAGUUUUCCAGUCCGGCAAACAUGAUGAGUGCAAAAGGCUGGAAAGCUGUGAUCGACACCAACCUCAACGGAACGUUCUUAUGCUGCAGAGAAGCAUACAAUGCCUGGAUGAAGGAUCAUGGAGGUGUAAUCGUGAACAUCAUUGCUGACAUGUGGAAGGGCUUUCCCGGAAUGGCGCACACUGGAGCAGCUCGAGCAGCAGUGGACAACCUGACCAAGAGUCUGGCCAUAGAGUGGGCUCACAGUGGGGUCCGCAUCAACUCUGUGGCGCCGGGAACAAUCAUCUCCAAAACUGCAAUGGAAAACUACAAAGAAUAUGGGCCUGCUUUGUUUAAGAUGUCAGUGCCAUUCAGUCCUGCUAAAAGACUCGGUGUUCCUGAGGAGAUAUCUCCGGCUGUGUGUUUCCUGCUGUCUCCGGCUGCCAACUUUAUUACUGGAGCAACCCUGAAGGUGGAUGCAGGACAGAGCCUUUACCACUCCAUCUGGGAAAUUCCAGAACACGAUGCCUGGCCUGAAGCUCCAGAGGGAGAAAAUACAGACGUGCUGAGAGAAAUCAUGGACAAGACUAAAUCCAAGCUGUGAAUCAGAGCAAAACAAGUCUAGACUGUCAAAACAGCUGCUCUUCAUCAGUGUGGGUGGAAGACAAAUGCUUUUGCUAGGAAUUGUAACACGUCUCGACUGUGGCCUUUGGAGUGAAUCUCACUGAAUAUUUUAUUGCGAAAUUGAACUCUAAUAGUUCUUCAGGAACUGUGUAAAUAUGUGUAACAAUAUGGUAUUGUGAAUAUAGCAAUUGUGAUUUUAAUGUUUCAAAAAAUAACUUAUCAGCCAUCAUUGAUUACAAAUAUGUAAUGUAUUAAACAAAAAAAAAAAACAUUUUCUGUUGUCACAACUUUUAAA
Danio aesculapii is the source of this 1240-nucleotide messenger RNA. RefSeq names its product peroxisomal trans-2-enoyl-CoA reductase (gene pecr). Bases 26 to 925 code for a protein of 299 amino acids. Gene Ontology annotation, molecular function: trans-2-enoyl-CoA reductase (NADPH) activity. Gene Ontology annotation, cellular component: peroxisome. The transcript is spliced from 8 exons. Gene Ontology annotation, biological process: phytol metabolic process. The record is from RefSeq and is a predicted model, not a curated record. Lineage: Eukaryota; Metazoa; Chordata; Actinopteri; Cypriniformes; Danionidae.